Messenger RNA from Megachile rotundata (alfalfa leafcutting bee), 6247 nucleotides. RefSeq names its product kinesin-like protein 98A (gene Klp98A). NCBI's taxonomy places the organism in Eukaryota, Metazoa, Arthropoda, Insecta, Hymenoptera, Megachilidae. Gene Ontology annotation, molecular function: microtubule motor activity; microtubule binding; phosphatidylinositol binding. The record is from RefSeq and is a predicted model, not a curated record. Gene Ontology annotation, biological process: microtubule-based movement.
AUAUGAUUAAGUUUUAAACAGUAUAGACACUUUUAUUAUAACUUCACUACACAUACAAAUUUUUGGCGCCCUUCUAGGUUAGAUUGUAGGCAGGUGCCUACUAUCUAACUCUUGUCCUGGAUCCGUGCCCAGCGGUGAUGCGUAAUCUCCAGCUGGAUAACAAAACGACAUGAAUUCUGCGUACAACCGCCGUUACGCGCUUAAGAGAAAACCGCAAAGCGUUUGAUUUAGCUCUGUCGGUGGGCUGCGUGGGUGGCGGCUCCUCGCCUUCUCCGUUCACUCUCCACCACUGCAAUACCAACCGAUCCCUAGGUGACGUCACAUUCCGUAGAAGGGGAAUAUAAAACCUGUUUGACCGUCCCUUUCUUUUUCUGCAAUUUCGUGCCACGGUUUCCCCUCUGUUCCCUGUUUCCGUUCCAUCUCUGUCCACGUAUCGUUCCCACUUGCUUACGCUUUUCUCCCGUGCUGGUUUCCGCCGUGUUUUCCAUCCGCCGUCACGAAAAACAAGCAAAUGCGCGGAUCACUUGAAAUUAGGGAUCCGCGCGCGUACGCGCAUGCGCGGGGACGCAACUUUUUGUCUCGGACAGCGGCUCGCCAGCAGUCGUCCGUCUGUCGAGAGAGCGUGUUGAGAACGAUGUUGUGCGUCGCGUGCGAUGCUCGACGACGACGACGUUUCGUAGCACGGCGAGACCCGUCGACGAUGUACUGUCUACGUAACGACGCGAAGAAUUUCGUGUUCGCGUAACGCGAGUCGAAAACGGAACGAAAAAACGUGACUAAUUGCACGGUGUACCAUCCCUAACAGUCCAUGCGCUCCUCGUAGCCAUGGCUUCAGUGAAGGUAGCCGUAAGAGUUCGUCCUUUUAACAAAAGGGAGCUGGCGAUGAACGCGAAGAUGAUCGUGCAAAUGGAUGGCAAGAAAACGCGUAUCUUCAAUACCAAGACACCAGGUAGUUGCAGAGAAAUCGACAGAGAGAAAUACAAAGACUUCACGUUCGAUCACUCGUACUGGUCCUUCGACGCGAACGACGAGAAUUAUGCGUCCCAGGAAGAGGUUUUCUAUGAUCUUGGUACGGACGUAAUAGAAAGUGCCUUCGAAGGCUACAAUGCCUGCGUCUUUGCCUACGGCCAGACAGGGUCUGGGAAGACUUUUACGAUGAUGGGCACGCCGGAGGCUCAGGGAUUGAUACCAAGGAUUUGUAAGACAUUGUUCGCCAGAAUGGCUGCGGGUAAAGAGAGCGGAGCAUCGUAUAGAACCGAGGUAUCCUUCCUGGAAAUACACAACGAGAGAGUGAGAGAUUUGCUGCGGCUGGAUCAGUCACAGUCUCAUUCGCUCAGAGUGCGGGAGCAUCCUAAAAGAGGACCCUACGUUCAAGACUUGUCCAGCCACCUCGUGUACGAUUAUUCAGACAUUCAGGAAUGUAUGGUGAGAGGUAACACGCACAGAACUACAGCCAGCACAAACAUGAACGACGUGAGCAGCAGAAGUCACGCGAUUUUUACGAUAACGUUUGUGCAAGCUGGACUCUCUGAGGGCAAUAUGCCGUCAGAGACCGUUUCCAAGGUGCAUCUCGUCGACUUGGCUGGAAGCGAACGUGCAAAUGCAACAGGAGCGACAGGCCAACGGCUAAAAGAGGGUGCGCACAUUAAUAAGUCAUUGGUGACUUUAGGUUCUGUGAUAUCGGCACUUGCGGAAGUAAGUUCCGCGAGCGAUGCGUCUUCUUCCUCAAAGCGGAACGUUUUCAUACCUUACCGAGACAGUGUGCUAACAUGGUUGCUAAAGGAUUCGCUUGGAGGUAAUUCGAAGACUAUUAUGAUAGCUGCUAUUAGUCCAGCAGAUUGUAAUUACGGGGAGACUCUGAGUACGCUCAGGUACGCGAACCGAGCGAAAAAUAUCAUCAAUAAACCCACUAUCAACGAAGAUCCCAAUGUAAAAUUAAUUAGAGAACUCAGGGAAGAGAUCCAGAAGUUGAAGUCUCUUAUCGGUAAAGACAUGAGCGUUGAAAGGCCACCGCAGGUAUUGUUGGCUCAGAUUCAUGAGAAACAAGAACAGGAGAAAGUGUUGACGGAAGAAUGGACGGAAAAGUGGCGAGAAACACAGCAGAUUCUUCAAGAGCAAAAAGCAUUAGGCCUCCGUAAGAGCGGCGUUGGCGUAGUCUUAGACUCAGAAAUGCCGCACUUAGUCGGAAUCGACGAUGAUCUCCUGAGCACCGGUGUAACGUUGUAUCAUUUGAAAGAGGGUAGAACGUUAGUCGGAACGGAAGAGGCACCAACCACGCAGGAUAUCGUGUUAACCGGCGCGGACGUCGAGCCAGAACACUGUGUGGUAGAGCUAGACAACGGUGUAGCAACCCUUCAUCCCCUUUCUCCUCACUGCUGGAUUAACACAGCCCAAGUAGAUAAACCGACGCGUUUGUCGCAAGGUUGUAUCAUUCUUCUGGGCAGGAACAAUAUGUUCCGCUAUAACGAUCCGGCAGAGGCGGCGAAGCUAAGAAAGGAAGGUGGAACGGGUAACGGUAACUUGCAGUCCACGGUCGUCAAUCUUUCAAGAUUAUCUCUCUUGAGCUGGAGUGUCUCGGAUCUGCACGCCUCGUCCUCUAGUGAUAACCUUUUAAAUUCGAGCGAAGAUCUCCGAGCACUCGAGGAACUGGAACAGCAAAAGGCUGCCCUCAUUAAGGAAAAGGAAGACUUUAAGACUCGCGAUCGUUUUCUGCAGAGAGAACAAGAGGAACGGGAAGAAAGAUGGGCCGCUAGAAGAGAGGCUCUGGAAGGCGCACAACGCGAACUCGAACGCGAAUGGGGCGCCCAAUGGAAAGAGUGGGCCGAUGCGAUAGCAGCUCUUGAAUCGCGACAACGCGAGUUGCGCGCAAGACGUCAUCUCCUGGAACAAGAGCGACGAGACGAAAUGACGCAAGUAGAAAGUUUAUGUAGGGAAGUUGCCUCUCUGCGUACAACAUUGCAAUCCAAGCAUCGUCAGUUUCAAGAGUUCAUGAACAAUCACGAACGCGCUCAAAGAUUCCGUCAAUGGUGGGAGAAGACGGAUGACGGUGCUGGAAGCGAUGGUAGCUUGCCAGAAUCCUGGUCGAGUUUGAACGAUGAUAAAUGCGUUGACGCGGUCCGAGAACUUGUUAAUCAUCACAAAAAAGAACUGGCUGUCCUAGAAACGGAAUUGCAAAACAAGGUGAAGUCGUUGAACGAGCAUCAGAGUAAAGUAGAUAAGAUGGAGGAAGAAUUGAUCGAGAUAGCCAGGAAGCAAAAGCAUAUGAUUAACCUGGAACUGGAGGGAGAAGGCAACACGGAGAAGAAGCUGAUUCUAGCAAAACGUUCUCAAGAACAGCUACAAGAGAUCCUACGACGAAAGCAGAGUCUUUCGUUGAACCUGAAACGCGCUUUACCCGCGUCACCCGGUGAUCAUUCCUCUAGCGGUGAUGAGAUCUUCUCCAACGGGGAGACGCAAUCCUUCCAGGAUGCGUGUAAUAGAAAACUUCAAAUAGCUUCUGCUUUGAGUCUACUGCCACAAGAUGUUCCAAGCUCUAUCGAGACUGCUGACACGUUUCACACAGCUGCGGCUGACUCGCCAGAACCUCGCAUACCCUUCCAAGAUCCACACGAAGAAGAAUCUCGCGUAUCUUUAGAUAAUAAUCAGCAAAGAGAAUCUCAGGAAUCGCAGAAGGUAUCUCAAGAAGAUCCGCUGAACGACAAGAAACUACCCGAAGCGGAGGGCAAAAGUUCGUUGAACCUGAACAGGAAAUCUCCCGUGGAAAUAAAAACGGAUAAAUGUAACGGCAGUGCUAGCAGCGAGAAAACGGAGUCAAAGUCACCGACGAAUUCCACGAUAGAGGAGGAUAUUCCUCAAGAUUCACUGGAGUCGCCGGUGCAACAGAAUCCAGCAAUGAAACGACUGAACCAAAGAAUCGCCCGCCAACGAAUGAUGGUGAUGAGGUGUCUGGAAGCUAGUUCGCCCUCCAAAGAAGAUCUGAAUAGGCAGAUAGCGAUCCUGCAAGACCUCCAGAAGCAGCAGAUCGAGCUAGAGGUGUCCUUAUUGGAGGAUGAACGCAAAAACGUUAGACAACAAUCCAAGUCUGAGUGCAACAACGACAGAUUGUCGCCAAUUGUAGAUGUAAAUGACCUUAUACAAAACACGGAGACAAAUAGUACGUGUUGUGACUUAGAGUCAACGAAUAGCUCCGCCACGUUGUUGACCGUGGCCACAACGCGAUCUCCGAUCCUCAGGAACAACAGGCCUAAUAUCAACGACGACGAGAAUCUAUCGGAAUCGGUUCAGCCUCGAAUAUCAUCGGGAAGAGGUUACUCUACAGUCUAUCUCACGAGUCAAAAUCGGGGCGAUCGAUUGAGUAGCCCGUAUUCCCUGACAAUCACGAGGUCUCUGCCAUCUUUGAUAGCAAACGACGCUGAUUACGAUAGCGUGAUUAAUAUGAUCGUUAGUAUACCUUCUUACGUGAUACGUGGAGCUGGUAAGUCCAGUCAUUACGAAUACGAGGUACGUGUCGUGGCACAAGAUGAUAGUUGGACACUUCUACGUAGAUACAGACGAUUCCGGGAGUUGUAUAUUUCAAUGCGACAAAAAUAUGGUAGCAAGGUAGCAGCAAUACGCUUUCCACCCCGACAAGUUUUUUCAAAAUACGAAGUCGUCGCACGACAACGUAGAAAACGAUUAGAAGAGUAUCUGCGACGUUUGAUUCAGGUAUGCUCAGAAUUGCCGCACUGCAAACCUCUCUACAAGUACAACGGCAACUUAAGCAACAUAGAUAAGCAAUCGUUGCUGGAAUUCAGUUCGUUCUUCAGACGUGGAACAUUCGAAAGCAGCAAGUACGGGACAAGUUAAGACAGGAAGGAAGAAAGAAUAAUUCCCCGAGCGUCGAAGAACGAACAAAUUCGAGCGAACGUAUAGAUAUUUAUAAUUCGUUACGUAUUUUUUUAUGAUGAUGAAAACCGAAGAUAAGCUAAAGUGGGAAAAAUAUUAGCAAAGUAUAGUUACCACUUUUUGCGAUGAUUAUUACUGUAUAUUUACCAAAAUGCGUUUCCAAAAGUUUAUUGUUUAUAAGACUGAUAUAUUGUAUAGAUAUAUAUACUGCAUAUUUAAUAAUUGUUUUGUUUGUAGAAUUAGCAAAAUGUGCCGCGAAAUUAUAUUUAAGAGGAAACUGAACGUUGGCGUAAUUAUGACAGGGUGGAUUUGGCCUCUUACCAGAAAUCACUGGAAUACCAAAAAAAAAAAAAUAGAAAUAUUCUGCAAAAAUUUCUAAAUUUGGAUAAAAACUGUUAAACGUAAGAAGUACUUAAGGCAAAGUUUUAAUAAAGCUAGGGACCUAAUUCACCCUAAACAAAAGUCCUAGUUACGCUAAUGAUUUGAAUAAGUCUCAAAUUCUAUUCUCGAUGCAGGUUCCAUUGAAAAUCACUACUUAGUAACAAUUGACGGAAUCGUAUUAUGAUCUGACUAAUCUAGUACGUGUUGCGAAUAUUUUCCUAAUGUUUUUCUCCCGUUAGAAUUGACAGUUUCCAAGUGUACCUUUCCCGCUUCGGUUUCGAACGAAAUUGUUGGGUUCAUUGAAUUUGAAAAUUCGCACGACUACUUGCUAGAUAAUAUACGUAGCUAGACCAGUAUUGUUACAAGAUACGCACGAAAUAAAGAUAAUUUGCUGUGCGCACAACCGCGGUGACCAUAAAUACGUCGGGCGCUUAUGCUCGUGAUAAUAAUUAGAGUUCAUAAAUGAUCGCGUUUAUUUUUUCGUCGGAACAGCGUCUUUUACACAUCAUCAUGACUGAAAUUCGACUAGAUAUUAAAUCGAAGAAAAAAAAAAUAAGUGAACUUCCUCCUAGUACGUAGUUAUAAACUUAUUGAAUUAUCAUAAUUUUACGAAGUGCAAAGAAUAUCAUAUCGCUGUUGAAGUUCUUCCGGUUCCGGGGAUUUAUAUUAUAUAUAUAAAUAUAUAUAUAUUGUAUAUUGUAUAUGUAUACACUGCAUUUCGCGGCAAAGUUUGUAAACAGAGAACAGCGAGAUUAAAAGUUACGAAACAGUUAUGCAAUGCUUGAUGAUAUGGAAAAGUGAACGCUAACUUAUCGAUUAUUCUUGGCAAAAUGUUUAUCCGCUAUUUAUAAAAGCGCUUUUUGAAAACAAAUAAAUAAACGAACGGCGUGGAGUUACCUUUUUCAACGACAUGCAAAUAUAUAUGCUUUUCUAAAAUCCAAGGAAAUACUAUAUUGUAACAAUAAAUUAAAAAAAAAAAAAA